Cornus florida is the source of this 1548-nucleotide messenger RNA. Its product is annotated as mitogen-activated protein kinase kinase kinase 20-like. Gene Ontology annotation, molecular function: ATP binding; protein kinase activity. The record is from RefSeq and is a predicted model, not a curated record. NCBI's taxonomy places the organism in Eukaryota, Viridiplantae, Streptophyta, Magnoliopsida, Cornales, Cornaceae. The transcript has 5 exons. Gene Ontology annotation, biological process: protein phosphorylation. The coding region runs from base 1 to 1548 and encodes 515 amino acids.
AUGGAAAGGAAGAUGCUGUGGACGCGAGGAAGAAAAUUGGGGAUGGGGGGCUUUGGUGUGGUGUCUUUAGCAAAGGAAUAUCAGGAAGGUAUUUUUAUGGCUGUCAAAUCUGCUGAGGUCUCUGUCUCACACUCCCUUGCCAAAGAGAAAAAGAUUCUUCAGCAACUUGAAGGCUGUCCUUACAUUCUUAGCUGUUUCGGGGACGGGCUUACGACUGAGAAUGGAAUUACGCUGUACAAUAUAAUGCUGGAGUUUGCAUCCGGCGGUAGCUUGGCUGACCGUGUAGAGGGGUCCGGUGGUAAAGGAUUGUCAGAGUUUAAGGUCAAGCAAUACACAAAAACGGUUCUCAUUGGUCUCAGUUACAUUCACAAGAUGGGUUACGUUCAUUGUGAUAUAAAGCCCCAUAAUAUUCUACUUGUGAGUGAGGACACUAAGAGUUUUAUUAUUCCGAGAUUGAAUUUGAAAAGGGACAAAGAAAUAGCAAAAAUUGCUGAUUUUGGGCUUGCAAUGAAGAUUGGAAAGAAGAGAAGUCCCAAGUUGAGGGGGACCGCUAUGUAUUUGGCACCGGAGUCAGUCCGUCAUCUAGAAUACCAACCUCAUUCGGAUAUUUGGGCACUUGGGUGCACUGUGUUACAGCUGAUUACUGGGACAUCUCCAUGGCAUUGUGAGCCACGCACUCAUCCUCGUGCUCUUUUGUAUCGCAUCGGUUGGGGUAAAAAACUGCCAAAGAUUCCAAGCUGGGUGUCUAAAGAGGCGAAAGAUUUCUUGGAGAAGUGUUUGGUUGAUGAUCCGAAGUCACGGUGGUCUGCCGACAAGCUCUUGGGCCAUUCCUUUGUGUCAUCUAUGGGCAGUGCUACUAAGGAUGUUAAAGAAGAAAGAAGCAAAGUUUUUCCAAGUGAAACAAGAAACGCAGCAUGUGUUUCAUCAACUCUGACUUCAUCACUUGAACAUCAAAUUAAACCUUAUAAGAUUAUGUCAAAGAGAAGGCUUGAUAGACAAAAACAUGAAGAGAAUUGCAGUGGUAAGAGAAGAAGAAAAAUGCAAGAGGUCCAGGAAUUAGCACAACAGCAGCCUAAUCUAACAUGCUAUCAACGUUACUGGGGAGCGAAGAGAACUGCAACAGUUAAUGAUUCAAGGGAUCCUGUCAAUUUCUCUUUGGGAGUGCGAUGCUAUGAUGCCAUGCAGGUUGUUACCCUCCUUCAGACUUAUAGCUUGCUUCAUCUGCGACUGAGGCGACCCCUUAGAUCUCAGCCACCUAUCCACCUGUCCUCAGAUUCCCGUGCUUCAGUAGGGAUAGGCCCCUUUCGAGGUCCUGCCUUCAUGACCUCGCAGGUUCCCAUCCCAGUUCUAUCCCGAGGUCUUCUUUGCCAAGAAGGGAAAUGUGUAAACAGUUCUAAACGUGCUGAAGUCCCUAGGAAUGUAAGGAAAGAUGAUGCUGAGGCGGCGCUGAAGCCACUGCAGACUGCAGUGGAUGGAGUUAAGGAAGAACUCAAGAAACUCAACAAGGGCGUGGGGGCGUUCUUGGAAGGAUUGAAGUCGUCAAAGUGA